Molecule: messenger RNA, 1519 nt
Organism: Acanthopagrus latus (yellowfin seabream)
Lineage: Eukaryota; Metazoa; Chordata; Actinopteri; Spariformes; Sparidae
Product: GTPase IMAP family member 9
Exons: 2
Coding region: 73-1119 (348 amino acids)
Molecular function (GO): GTP binding
Source: RefSeq, a predicted model, not a curated record
AUGAGUUCAGUUUAGGGCGAAGCCGGAAAACUUUGUGACCGUCCGAAACAAUCUGAGCUGUAGAUCUGCCUGAUGGAGAAGAGGAAGAAAGGAUCUCCCACAGAAUUAAGGCUCAUGGUGGUCGGCAGCAGUGGACCCCCACAGUUCCUCCUAACAAACGCCAUACUGGGGAGGGAAGUGUUCUCUAAAGACAUCAGCAGCCUCUCUGACAGCAGGAAGAACACCGGAGAGCUGGCUGGCAGACGAGUGGCGGUCAUCAACGGGCCGAACAUCUAUGACAAGGAUAUUUCCCGGCCCAAGAGGAAGAUGGAGCUGAGGAGGCAGAAGUGCCUGUGUAUUCCGGGUCCUCAUGCCUUCCUUAUUGCCUUCGACAUGGACACGAUCUCCCCGAAUGACAUGCGAGUUCCCAAACUGAUGAGGCAACGCUUUGGAAGACAUUGUCUGAGGCACUGCAUAAUCCUCCUGGCCUAUGAGGGAAACAUGGAGGCGGCGGCGCUGGAGAACAAGGUGCAGAAGACUGACUGGCACCUGAGAGAACUGAUUGAGAAGUACGGCGGGCGCUUUCACGUUUUCAGCAAGAACUGGAGGGAUCGCAGCCGGGACCGAGAGCUGCUGCAGAAGAUAGAGCGGAUGAUAGCCUCGUUAGGGGGCGGCUACUUCUCCAGCAGAACCUUCCAGAAGGCCGAGGACUGCGUGAUGAAGGAGGAGAAGAGGCUGAGGAAGCAGAGAGCAGCGGAGAUAAAGAAGGCCUGGACCGAGAUGGAGAAGCAGUACAUAGCGGAGGAGCUGUAUCAGCAGCAGGAUGCCUACACCACCAGCAUCGGAGCAGAGAUCAGAGCCAAGGCCGAGAUGGACAAUGGAUGGGUCAGGACUUCCCUGGCCAGAGGACUGGGGACGGGGUUUGUUGUGGGAGCCGUCGUGGGUGCGCUGUUUGGGUCCAUAGAGGGCCCAGGUGGGAUGGUUCUGUACGGGAUCAUAGGCGGUGCUGUGGGUGGAUCGGCAGGAGGAACAGCUCAGGUAGCGAUAAAGCACAUGGAGGACAGAGUGGCUCCUCCUGCCAGACUCAACUUCAACUCCAUCUUCAUCAAUCGCUUCUUUGCAGCGCCGUCGCGUCAGUGACAGCCAAGUAUUGACCUGUGAUCGGCUUUUCAUGAAUAGAACAAGCCGAUGUACAUUUCUGCAAACCACAGAUAUGCUGAAACUUCAUAUUUCUAUAGGUUUGGUUAGGUUAAGGCUAAAAAAUCACCAAGUUAGGGUUAGGAAACAAUCAAUUUUACCUGCUUCUGUCACCACAAACCCAGUUGGAAAUUAUCCUGACGUCUCCGCAAAUGUUUCUAGUUUUUUUUACCACUAACUCGGCUGGAAAUUGUCGUGAAGUUGGCUCAAAAAUAUGUGACUUAUAUGACUUAAUUGCCGCCGGGAGCACAGCAAUACGACAUUAAAUCCUCUUUAACAGCAAUUGAGUUUUCCCACCCCGAGCGUGACGUAAGAAGAAAAUGGCUUCUGGCUUCACAAAAAC